GCCAAGCUCCUCCCCGCCGCCGCCGCCCCUCGCCGCGCCGCGGGGACGUGCAGUCGCUCGGCGGGACAUGGAGGCGGGCGGCGGGGCCGGGGCGCGGAGCCCCGCGCUGCUGCUGCUGCUGCUGGCGGCGGCGCUGGGAGCCGAAGCGGGGGCGGAGGAGCCGCGCCCGGCGCGGCAGCGCGGGGACGAGCAGUGCCAUUACUACGCGGGCGGGCAGGUGUACCCCGGCGAGGCGGCCCGGCUGCCCGUCUCCGACCACUCGCUGCACCUCAGCCAGGCCAAGAUCUCCAAGCCAGCACCUUACUGGGAGGGAACAGCAGUCAUUAAUGGAGAGUUUAAAGAGCUGAAGCUAACAGAUUAUGAAGGAAAAUAUCUUGUCUUCUUCUUCUAUCCUCUUGACUUUACGUUUGUCUGCCCAACUGAGAUAAUUGCCUUCAGUGACCGAAUUGAAGAAUUCAGAGCAAUAAAUACUGAAGUAGUAGCAUGUUCUGUGGACUCAAAAUUCACUCACUUAGCAUGGAUUAAUACUCCUCGUAAACAAGGAGGACUUGGACCAAUGAAGAUUCCCCUUCUUUCUGAUCUGACACACCAGAUUUCAAAGGAUUAUGGAGUGUAUCUGGAAGAUCAAGGACAUACACUUAGAGGCCUUUUCAUUAUUGACAAUAAGAGAAUCCUUCGACAGAUCACAAUGAAUGACCUUCCUGUUGGGAGAUCAGUGGAUGAAACACUUCGUUUAGUACAAGCAUUCCAGUACACAGACAAACAUGGAGAAGUUUGCCCUGCUGGUUGGAAACCUGGCAGUGAAACAAUCAAACCAGAGGAAGCCAUGAGAGUGUGGUGGCCAAGGGAAGAACUAUAAUUCCAGAUCCAGCUGGAAAACUGAAGUAUUUUGAUAAACUAAACUGAGGCUCUCUUCUGUUGAAUUCAAUAGGUCACAUUCAACUUGAUUUUUGCCAAUAAAAUUUCAUUAAUUUUGGUACUUUUGUGAG
This is a messenger RNA of Motacilla alba alba, 989 nucleotides long. It is a transcript of the gene PRDX4, whose product is annotated as peroxiredoxin 4. The transcript has 8 exons. Gene Ontology annotation, molecular function: thioredoxin peroxidase activity. The coding region runs from base 68 to 859 and encodes 263 amino acids. Gene Ontology annotation, cellular component: cytosol; endoplasmic reticulum. The record is from RefSeq and is a predicted model, not a curated record. NCBI's taxonomy places the organism in Eukaryota, Metazoa, Chordata, Aves, Passeriformes, Motacillidae. Gene Ontology annotation, biological process: cell redox homeostasis; response to oxidative stress; hydrogen peroxide catabolic process.